Molecule: messenger RNA, 2089 nt
Organism: Mercenaria mercenaria
Lineage: Eukaryota; Metazoa; Mollusca; Bivalvia; Venerida; Veneridae
Product: tRNA (guanine(37)-N1)-methyltransferase-like
Exons: 4
Coding region: 111-1739 (542 amino acids)
Biological process (GO): mitochondrial tRNA methylation; tRNA N1-guanine methylation
Cellular component (GO): mitochondrial matrix; cytoplasm
Source: RefSeq, a predicted model, not a curated record
UUUCUACUCCCUUGUAUUUCCGGGCAAAUCAAUUUCGCACAUUUUCAUCAUUUUAUUUUUUUAAUGACAAAACUUUAAAGAAUAACUAACCAACAAGACUGUUUGGACAUAUGAUACGCAGAGCUUUUUUCAAACUGAGACACAGGUUAUAUAGAGCUGUCAUUGUUCCGAAAUUUAAACAACACCGGACAUGUCCAAGUGAGGAUCAUGAUGUUUUCAAACAUACCAAACGUAAAAACAGACAGAACACUGCGAAUGUUACCCACAUAACAAUAUUUGGAUCAUUCGAUUUAAAUGUGUUUAAAGUUCUGGGACUGACUCCAUCUAUAAAUGCAAUGGAUUCAGUUAAACAACAGUUUAAACCUCCAGCAUGUGUAAAGGGCAUGACAACUUUGGACAGAUCAAAAUUUGAUGAUACUGUUAAAGUUCCUGCAAUUACUGUUCCAGUGAAAAAUCUGCAAAAAGUCACAAAGCAGUUAAAGAAAUAUGGAUUGAAAUUGAAAGGGUUUUCACCAGUGAUUGAACUAGAGAAAUCCGAUCCAGAUUUUAACGGCCACAAAAGGUACCUCUUGGAUCCGAGAAAAAUGGAGUUGUUGAAUCAAUUGCCUGUUGAAAUAAAGAAUGUCCUAGCAAAUGAAAAUACUCGCAGCAAUGACAUUGAAAUAGUUGACUUGAAAAUGUCAUAUAGCAAUUGGAAUUUUCAAGAAGUUAUGCAGGCUAUAAUGCCAGAUGAUUGCGACAAUGUUACAGGCUUUUCAGAAGUUGGUCAUAUUGCACAUUUCAACCUCAGAGACCAAGCAUUACCAUACAAACAUAUCAUAGGUGAGGUGCUGCUUGACAAGGUUCCAGGAGUGAAAACAGUUGUAAAUAAACUGAACACAAUCGACAACACUUUCCGCACAUUUCAGAUGGAAUUAAUGGCAGGGGAAGAUAAUUUUGUAACCCAAGCCAAGGAAAAUGGCUUCACUUUUGAAUUAGAUUUCUCAAAAGUGUACUGGAAUUCAAGGCUUGGCACAGAACAUCAUAGGAUGACUAAGAACCUGACGUAUAGUGACAUCGUUUUUGAUGUGUUUGCUGGAAUUGGACCAUUUUCUGUUCCAGCUACAAAAAGAAGAGCUACAGUGUAUGCCAAUGAUUUGAAUCCAUACUCAUAUGAAAGUUUAGUUAAAAAUAUAAAGCUGAAUAAUUGUGACUCAAGUCUAAUUACCUGCAGUAAUUUAGAUGGUAGAGAGUUUAUUGAAACUGUUGUGAAAGAUAGAUUAACAGCCAUCUAUUCAGAAGGAACUGAGACAGAAGAAGUUAAUGUAGCAAAUAUAUCUGGUAUUGCAGUGCUCAUGAAUCUUCCGGCUUUAGCAUACACAUUUCUUGAUGCAUUUAAUGGUCUUCUAAGUGGUGUUGAAAAUUUUAAUGAUAAAGUUCCCUUGCCAAUUGCCCAUUGUUACUGUUUUACAAAUUUGGCAGAUGCUUCAGAGAAGUGGAGUGGUGAUAUGAAUGUUGAGCUUAAACAUCGGGUAAUAGAUGUGAUAGGUGGAUUAAAAGAAGAGGAUAUCACUUCGAGGUUUGUUCGAGAUGUAGCUCCACAGAAGUGGAUGAUGUGUGUUUCCUUCAAACUUACUAGAGAAAUUUUGUGUGGAACAAGUACAGAUGAUGGGUCAUAUGACUUGCAGACUUACAUGACAGAUGAGCCUCCAGCUAAGUGCCAGAAGCUAGACGUCGAAGCCGAUGUGAAUGCUGUCUGAAAUAUAUUUAUAGAAACAGGCACUAGACUGACACAAGAAAAAGUGAAAUAUGCAAAUUGAAACAGACACUUGAGAUGGGAAACUGUUUUGCGUGGAAUUUGGCUGAUACUAGAAACAGUUUCUGAAUAUACCGGUAGAUUAGACAGACAUGAUUUAAAUUAGGCAUUGAAUGCAGAUAAAAAGAAAACUGUAUUGGUUGAUACUAGAUAACACUUGAGUAUCAGGUGCUUGAUGUAAACUGAAUGGACAAGGAUGAUUGGCUUAUUAACACAUUUAUAUAUUUUUCAGAGAUUUCAAAGUUUCUUGAGAGUAUAUUUUCUGUGUUUUUGAAUAUUAAAUUUUAUUAUAGA